This is a messenger RNA of Coffea eugenioides, 2048 nucleotides long. Its product is annotated as protein ALP1-like. Lineage: Eukaryota; Viridiplantae; Streptophyta; Magnoliopsida; Gentianales; Rubiaceae. The record is from RefSeq and is a predicted model, not a curated record. Bases 352 to 1737 code for a protein of 461 amino acids. The transcript has a single exon.
AAGGGUUAAGAAGUCCCAAAGAACAGAAGAGCCUCAAUUUUCACAGUACCUUUCUGUUCUCCUCUCUUUUCUCCUUCUUCCAAUCCAAACUGGCUUGGCUUAAUGUGUUAAAGCGCUACUAAAAAACCUGUUAAUUGGCGGAAAGCAGUCAAUCCAUCAUCAAAAAUCAGAUGAAAACGUUGCGGGUCAGCGCCAGUGGGUCGGUUUACCCACUUCACCACCUCCGCCGCCGCCUCCGCCUCCGCCAUAUCCCUUGAUCCCCUGCUACAUAUCACCUCACAAAGCCCAAAACUUCCAUCUCCAUCAAGUUUCUCUUUUCCAACGGAAAAGCAAGAAAGGCACACCCCGAAAAUGGAUCAAUCCUUCAUGCUGAUGCUAUCCAACCUACUACACCUCCACAACCACCUGGACCCUACCACCUCCCUCCUCUCCGACCUAACUUCCUCCACCUCCUCCUCCGCCUCUUCCUCCGACGCCACCUCACCCACCUCCCUCCUCACCUCAACCUCCGCCGCUCCUCUUCUCUUCUUCACCAUAGCCUCCGUCCUCUCCUACCUCGCCUCCCAACCCCCUUCCAAACCCUCCAACAGAAAUACCAAAACCCCCAAAUCCGCCACCUCUAAUAAACCCCCCUCCUCCUCCUCCCCCUCCACCGCCAACGCCGAAUUCUCCGUCUCCGCAUUCCGGGCCCUCUCCACCGAACACAUCUGGGCCAUGGAAGCCCCUCUCCGCGACGCCCAAUGGAGAUCUCUUUACGGGCUUUCUUAUCCCGUCUUCACCACCGUCGUCGACAAGCUUAAACCCUAUAUCACUCAGUCCCAGCUCUCUCUCCCUUCUGACUACGCCGUCGCCAUGGUUCUCUCCAGACUCUCCCAUGGACUCUCUGCUAAAACCCUAGCUUCCCGGUAUGCCCUUGAACCCUACUUGAUUUCCAAGAUUACCAACAUGAUUACCCGAUUGCUGGCCACCAAACUCUACCCAGAAUUCAUCAAAAUUCCGGUGAGUCGACGCCGAUUGGUCGAAACCACGCAGGGGUUUCAGGAGCUAACUGCAUUGCCUAACAUUUGUGGGGCGAUUGAUGGAACAGCUGUGAGACUUCAUAAGCUAAAGUCUGACAUAAUUAACCCUUCCAUGUAUUAUUCCAGACACGGGUUCCCUUCGAUUUUGCUUCAGGUUGUCGCGGAUCAUAAGAAAAUUUUCUGGGAUGUUUGUGUGAAAGCCCCCGGUGCGUUUGAUGACGCUACUCAUUUUAGGGAUAGUUUGCUGUAUAACAGGUUAAUAUCGGGGGACAUCGUGUGGGAUAAAGCGAUGAACGUGAGGGGGCAGCAUGUCAGGCCGUAUAUAGUUGGGGAUUGGUGUUAUCCCUUGUUGUCGUUUUUGCUUACUCCGUUUUCUGGGAAUAGAACGGGGAAUCCAGCGCAGAAUGCCUUUGAUGAGGGGAUUAUGAAAGCGAGGAAGAUGGUGGAAGAGGCGAUUGGGUUGCUCAAGGGGAGGUGGAAAAUCCUUCAGGACUUGAAUGUUGGUCUCAAUCACGCUCCCCAGACGAUUGUGGCGUGUUGUGUGUUGCAUAAUUUGUGCCAAAUUGCAAGAGAGCCGGAGCCUGAUCUCUGGAAGGAGCCAGAAGAGAGUGGUUCAGCUCCGAGGGUGUUGGAGAAUGAGAAGUCGUUUUAUUAUUACGGUGAGAGCUUGAGACAAGCCUUGGCGGAUGAUCUAUACCAACGACUUUCUUCAAGAUGACUGGAAGAGCAUCAUCAUUCAUCCCUGUUGGCUGAUGCUUUUUAGCAGCUUUCACUUGACGAAGCUUUCAAGUAUAAAUCCCUCUUCACAUGCAAUCUAACUCGCCACAGCUGAUCCUGACCCCCGUGUUUUUCCUUCACAUCUGCUUUAAUUAGAUUCGGUUUGUAGCGAAUUUGUAGCUGUUCGGGAGAGAAGUCGACCUGACACUAAAUAGGUCGGAUGAAGAUUUGUAACUACCUGCCUUGUUCUAGUUUCUGUUUCAGUCUUUGAUGUUUAUUUUUGGUUAUGCUCAGCUUUUUUGUUUUUCUCUA